GGCCAUGAGACCCCAAUGACCAUUCCUGAGCUGUUUCAGGAGUCUGUUGAGCGAUUCAGCGCUUACCCAGCCCUGGCCUCGAAGAACGGCAAGAGGUGGGACACAUUGACAUUCAGCCAGUACUACGAAGCCUGCCGCAAGGCGGCCAGAUCUUUCCUCAAGCUGGGCCUGCAGCGCUUCCAUGGCGUCGGCAUCCUGGGCUAUAACUCCGCCGAAUGGGCCAUCAGUGCCCUUGGUGCUGUCCUGGCUGGGGGGCUCUGCGUUGGCAUUUAUGUCACCAACUCGGCCGAGGCCUGCCAGUACGUCAUCAAGCAUGCCAAGGUGAACAUCUUGCUGGUGGAAAAUGACCAACAGCUGCAGAAAAUCCUGUCGAUUCCACCGGACAAGAUGGAGCCCGUGAAAGCCAUCGUGCAAUUCAGGCUGCCCUUGGGGGAAAACAGCCCGAGGAACCUGUACUCGUGGCAUGACUUCAUGGAGCUGGGGAAUGCCAUCCCCAGUGUGCAGCUCGAUCGCAUCAUCCUGAGCCAGAAGGCCAACCAGUGCGCGGUCCUCAUCUAUACCUCAGGCACAACAGGGAACCCCAAAGGGGUGAUGCUGAGCCAUGACAACAUCACGUGGACCGCAGCGGCCACAGGGCGGGAGUUGGAGCUGAGCUGCGCCUCAAUGAAGCAGGAGACAGUAGUCAGCUACCUGCCCCUCAGCCACAUUGCAUCCCAGAUGAUGGACCUCUGGUUGCCCAUCAAGAUUGGGGCGCUCAUUUUCUUUGCUCAGCCAGAUGCACUCAGGGGCACCUUGGUGUACACUCUUCAGGAGGUGAAGCCUACCAUUUUCCUGGGGGUGCCUCGUGUCUGGGAAAAGAUGCAGGACACCAUCAAGGAAAAUGUGUCAAGGUCCUCAAGUCUGAGGAAGAAGGCGUUUGUAUGGGCAAAGAUACUCGGCUUAAAGGUCAACACCAAGCGGAUGCUGGGGAAGAGAGACAUCCCCCUGAACUACCGCAUGGCCAAGGCCCUCGUGUUCACGAAGGUCAGGACGUCCCUGGGUCUGGACAACUGCCACUCCUUCUUCAGUGGGGCCGCUCCGCUCUCCCAGGAAGUCUCGGAGUUCUUCCUCAGUCUGGACAUCCCUAUCGGUGAGAUCUACGGGAUGAGUGAGUGCUCCGGACCGCACACAGCCUCCAGCAGGAACAAAUACAGAGUUCUGAGCUGCGGCAAGGUCAUCAAUGGCUGCAGGAACAUGCUGUAUGAGCAGAACAAAGACGGCAUGGGCGAGGUGUGCAUCUGGGGCCGGCACGUCUUUAUGGGUUACCUGGACAGGGAGGAGGCCACGUUGGAGGUGUUGGAUGAGGACGGCUGGCUGCACUCUGGGGAUAUGGGCCGCGUGGACAGCCAAGAUUUCCUCUUCAUCACUGGCCGAAUCAAAGAAAUGCUGAUCACAGCUGCUGGUGAAAAUGUGGCCCCCAUUCCCAUCGAGACCCUAGUGAAGGAGAAGAUUCCCAUCAUCAGCAACGCCGUGCUGGUGGGCGACAAGGCCAAGUUCUUGAGCAUGCUGCUGACGCUGAAGUGUGAGACAGACCGAAUGAGUGGGGAGCCCCUGGACAACCUGAACCUGGAGGCCCUUAACUUCUGCCGGACACUGGGCAGCACGGCAGCCACUGUGUCGGAUGUAGUGAGGCUUCGAGACCCACUGAUCUACACAGCCAUCCAGCGUGGCAUAGACAACGUCAAUCAGGAAGUGAUCUCUGACUCGCAGAGAAUUCGGAAGUGGACCAUCUUGGAGAAAGACUUUUCCAUCCAAGGUGGAGAGCUGGGGCCAACAGCGAAACUCCGGAGACGUAUCAUAACCCAGAAAUACAGAGCCCAGAUCGAAACCAUGUACUUGUGA
Alexandromys fortis (reed vole) is the source of this 1881-nucleotide messenger RNA. RefSeq names its product acyl-CoA synthetase bubblegum family member 2 (gene Acsbg2). The record is from RefSeq and is a predicted model, not a curated record. Gene Ontology annotation, molecular function: long-chain fatty acid-CoA ligase activity. Lineage: Eukaryota; Metazoa; Chordata; Mammalia; Rodentia; Cricetidae. The coding region runs from base 16 to 1881 and encodes 621 amino acids. Gene Ontology annotation, cellular component: endoplasmic reticulum; membrane. The transcript is spliced from 12 exons.